AUGAUGAAAUUGGGAGAAGAAUCACUAUAUAUAGCCAUCUUUUUUUCAAUAAUUUAGUUGCUUUAGUUAUUAUAUUUGGCUUUUGGACCUAAAAUUUUGUAUGUUUGGAAUAAUGAAGAAGCAGCAACAAAUCUCAAAAAUAUUUUAUCGUAAAAAUGUUGAUAAUAAUAAGCUAUUUCGUUAUAAGUGCACACUUAAUAGAUCAAAAAUUAGAGCUUUAUUUAGUAUUUUUUUACUUAUUCUUUGGAUUAUUAGUCCUAUCUAUAGUGUUAUUUAUUAUAUUUGCAUUCGCUUUUAAAGUAGCUAUUCUACCUUUAUUACUACUAAAAUCAUUGUUGAAGCUAUUUUUAACAAUAGGAUUUCUACCAAUUAUGCUAUUAUUUUUUGGAGUAUAUUAUUGAUUUUCUACAUUUUAUAGCUUCUAUCUUGUUAAGUAAAUAGUAAAGGAAUUGAUGUUUGGUUUUAUAAUUCAAAUAUUGAAUGCUGGGGAGAAGAACACUAUAUACAUGGUAUUUUUGCAAUAAUUGCUAUAUUCUUUUUUCAAAUUGUGACUAGUUCUACAUGCUUAAUUUAUUUUGAGAGUAAGUGUGUUUAUGGAAAUGCUUAUGCAUAACGAUCUGGAAGACCAUAUUCUUAUUAUCAUAUCAAUGUAUUCAUCAUUAUAAUGUCAUAUUAAUUACUUGAAACACCAAGAUUUAGCUCUUUAUUAUUAACAAUCUUCACUAUAUCUAGUUUUUUUCUGUUUUAUCAAAUUCAUACAGAAAAACCAUUUUAUAAUAGAGUAAUUUAAAAAUUAUGGUCUAUAAUUACAGCUUUGAAUUUUUGGACUUCUAUAAUGCUUAUAUUUGCAUAUCUUUUAGAAGGUUAAUACUUUAGAGAUGUCAUUUGGGGAUGGGUAGGUGGAAUACCAUUAAUUACAUUGAUUAUAAUAAAUGAGUAAAUUUUUGAAGUUGAUUUGUUGAGUUCAAAUAUCAAUAGAGCAAUAUCAGGAUAGUAGAUAAUUAUAUUAUGUGAGUAUUUAUUAUAAUUAUUGGAUAAGAAUGAUUAACAUUCAUCAUUAAUGUUAGAUGGAUUUAUAGAAAUACACAAAUAAACAUGUUAUAGAAAUGAUUGUGUAUUAAAAUCAAAAAAGAGUUUGAAUGAUAAAAAUAGACAUGUUUCUCUUCAUGAUAUGGAAAGAUAUACAGUAUUUAUAGAAUUGAUUAGUUAAAUUUAUUAUGAUGGUAUUAAACAGUUUCCAUAAGAUGUAUUUUUAAGAUUAAAUUAUUCAUAUUUUUUAAUAGACAGACUAAAAUUAAAAUAAUAAGCAUUAAGUGAAUUGUAAUAGGCAGAAUAAAGUGGUCCAAGUUUUGAUCAUGAAUUUAUCAUUUAUAGAUAUAAAAGAAUAAUGGAAGAUGAUUUGUAAGAACAACAAUAAGAGAAUUUAAAUCAAGUUGAUUUAGUAACAGAAAUUGCCUUUUAAACUUAGAGCAAAUAAUUGAUUUAAUAAAUAGAGAAAACUUCACUUAUAUAUAUAGAUUUCUGGGCUUAAUUAUAAGAGGAGGUUCCAGAUAUUGGUAGAAUUAAUUAUUUGGGAUUUAAAAUAUUAGAUUCAGUAAAUUUAGUUUAAGAAUAAUGGAAUAGAUUAAAGAGAUUAAAUUAAAAGGCUUCAAAAUUGAAUCGUUUGAUGGGUAAAUAUUAUUCACAAGUAUUAAAUGAUGAAGAAAUGGGAUCAAAGUUGAUUUAAUAAAGUCGAAUAAAUUAGAAUGAUAAAUUUAAGGCUAUUGAUUUGGAAGAAAUUUAAAAUGAAUGUUUAGCUACAAUAACAAUAUUGACUGAUGUAGAUAAAUUAGGAAUAAUUAGCAAUCUUAAUAAAGCAGCAUGUAGUUUAUUGGGAUAUGCUAAAACUGAUUUAGUAAAUAGAAAAUUAAAUUUGAUAUAACCAGAUCUGUAAUUAUAAAUAAAUAAUUCUUAGUUUUUCAAAGUAUCAUGAUCAUUUUCUUGAGAAUUUUUUAGAUAAGUUUCAAGACAAUUACUCUAAUUAUUAGGUUAAAGAAAAAUCAAUAUAUGUUAAAAAUAAAUAAGGAUAUAUAAUGCCUUGUUAAUUAAAUAUAAGAAUGAUAUAGACUAUUAAUUCAGGUGUUUUUAUGUGUGGAACAAUCAAACAAGAUAUCUAUCAUAAACCUUUGAGUAUAUUUUUAUGUUAAACUAAUGGCAUAAUAGAAAAUAUAAAUUCUACAUGUAUAAGGAUGUUUGGAUUGGAAUUGAAAUCAAUUACAAUUAAACCUAUCAAUAUUAUAGAUAUAUUUCCAGAUAUAUUUGAACGCAAAGAAGAAUUAUUAUAAAAGGCAGGAGGAAUUGUAAGUUAUACAUUUAGAACUCGAUCUUCUAAGAAUGAUACUUCUCAUAAUUCCUUAUAAGAUUUAGAAAUAGAAAAUUCAUAAUAAUUUGAAAACUAAACUAAAUAAUAAGUAUUUUAUUAAUGCUUUCUAUAAGAAAUUAAAUUUCAAUGUAUAGAAGAUGAAAUCAUUUAAAAUAAAUUAUAAGGAUAUAUAAUAAAAUUGGAGAAAAUUAAAUCUUAAUCAAAAGUUUAAUUACUAACUAAAAAUAAGACAAUUUAAAAUUAGUUUUAAUUUAAAUUCAAUUACUAAUCAUUAAUUUAUGUGCUUGAUUUUACAAAUGGAUUAGACUCUUAGGAUGUUACAGUAAAAGUAGAUUAAAGUAUUAUUUGGGAGGAUUAAACAAAAAUAUCAUAAUAAAUCUUGAAUGAUCCAUAGGUACAAGGUAGUGAUAGUCAAAUAAAUUAUUCUGAAGGAAUCAAGAUUGUUAGAUUGAUUGGAGAUCGAAUUGUAGAAAUAGAAGAAUCUAAAUCAGAUGAAUAUGAAGAUGAAAAUAUGUAGAGUUUAUUUGAAUAAAAUGAAAAUAAUGAGGAAGAUUAAAAGAAUGAGAAAGAUACAGUAAAUUUAUAUAGAUCAAAAGCUUAAUUAGAAUAGUUGUUGUCUUAAUCAAAAAUACCUAGAACUGCAACCAAUUUUAGAAUAUUCAUAAAUAUAAUAACAUUAGUAUUAGUGUUGAUAGCCUUUUUAGAAUAUUUCAUAAAUUCUAAUUUCAAUUAAAAUUUAAUGGAUUCUUUACCUUUGGUCUCAUAGAAUAACCAAAGAUCAAGUACUUUAAUGGGUGUUUAAUCAGUUGUUCAAGAUCUAAAAGCUGUGCAUUAUGACUAUUUUCCAAUGUUGAAAGACCCUUAAUCAGGUUAUUUAUAUGUUGAAAAGUAAUUUAGAGGAUGGUUAGAUAAAGAAUUACAAUAAUUGAUAAAACUAUAGAAGGAUUUGACUUUGGUUUCUGCUGAGAUUAGUGAGGAUUAUAAAUGGUUUGAAGAUUAAUAUUAAAUGUAAAAUGUUGAAAUGUCAUCUUUGGAAGGUGGAACUUAAAAUUAUACAUUUAAUGAAGCAGUCUAAUCAGCAAUUGCAAAAGCUUUAUAAAUAAAUAGUAGCAUUUUGGAUGAUAUUAAUGAUCAGAAUAGUGAUGUAUAUUAUAUUGAGUAUAAUGUUUUCAAUUCUUUAACUUCAGGUUUAACUAUUCCAGCUGAAUAUUUUAAAUACAAUAUAAAAUCAAGAGGGGAAAUUUUAGAAACAUCAGUAACUGCAUUUUUAACAGCAGCAUCUGUCAUAUUAUUUUUUUUGUAUUUUUUUAAAUAAAUAUUAGGAUUUGUUUAAUUAUUCUAUUUAUAAUUAAGAUCUAAGUAGUCAAUUAAGCUGCUUUGCAAUUAUUUUUAGAUUUGGAUUAGAAAAAGAUAAAGUCAAUCUAUGUUAAAUGUGAGAAUUUCAUUACAAGUCUUCAAGUAGGAGAUGAAGAUGAUGAUGAGGUUAAUUUAAUGAUUAAAUUUCAUAGUUCUUUUCUGAUAAUGAUGAAAAAGAAGAGGAAAAUGAUAAUAAAGAAAAAGAAGAAGGAGAUCAUUUACUAAAUGGAAGAAAAAGGAGAAAGAAGUUUAGAAACUCUAAUCAAAAUUACAAACAUUAAAUAUUAGCUUUACUUUUAGUUAUUGUAGUCAUGGGUGCUUAUUUUACUUUUUUAUUUGUUUCUGUUUAGGUAAUAUCUAUUUUAUUAAUUUUCAGUCUGAAACAUCUAAUAUAAUAGAUCUAAUACCAGUCUUUAAUUAAACCUCUUUUGCAGAAUGCUAUUACAGGUAUUCUGAUAAUGCUUUAAGAAAAUCAUUAGAAGUUGAAUAAUACAUGUUUGUUGGUAACCCUUCAAGUGAAAUUUUGAAUUUUUUGAUUGCUGACUUAUAUAAUUUGGAUGCAGCCAUUCAUUAAAUUCAUUCUUCCAAUUCAGAUAUUCUAAGUUCAGAAUAUUUAGAUGUAAAGAUUAAUUAAAAUUAUAUAGGUGUUCAACAAUAUAUUUAUAUUAACUCCUUGUGAUUACAUAGUUUAAAUUGAUGAAGAAAUUAAUUAUGAAACUUGUUUAAAUUUUAAUGAUGGAGUACUACAACAAGGUUUAUCAAUUGGAAUGGCAAAAUACUUUGAAAGUUAUAGAUAAGUCUUGAACUCUUAUAAUUCAUUUAAUGAAUCAAAUGAAUAUAAUCUGACUUAUAAUAUUUCUGAAAAUAAGAGACUAAAUUAUAUGAUUAAUUUAAUUAAUACUGGUUAGGCUCAUAAUAUGAGAUUGAUGUAGGAAAGAUAUAUUAAGGCUGCUUACGAGUAUAUUAAUUAAGCAUUAACUAAAUCAGUGAAAAAAUAUGUUAAUAAUAAUAAAAGCUUGAAAGUUGCACUAUUUAUCAGUUUCAAUAUAUUUCUCUUUUUUAUUUACUUUUUUAUAUGGAUUCCACUUGUGUUCCGUAUUUUGAGUGAUAUGCUCAAAAAUCGAUUAAUGUUAACAAUAAUACCAUUAUAAGUUAUUCAUAGAACUGCAUCAAUAAGACAAUACAUAAGAAAAAUUAUUAAUCAUUGA
Paramecium pentaurelia is the source of this 4926-nucleotide messenger RNA. The record is from the annotation of a GenBank genome assembly. NCBI's taxonomy places the organism in Eukaryota, Ciliophora, Oligohymenophorea, Peniculida, Parameciidae.